AUGGCGCCCUGUGCACGGUUCUAUUAUUUUGCUUAUGGAAGCAAUCUGCUAAACCAACGCAUCAUUCUUUCCAACCCGACUGCGUUGUUCGUCGGUGUGGGAAGGCUAGCCAAUCACCGUGUAGCAUUUCGCUCACGUGACGAGGCAUGCGCGUGGGGGCCCCACAGUGCCACAGCCACCAUUGAACCAAGUGUCGAUGAUUGCGUCUACGGUGCUGUCUGGACACUGGCGCUCGAUAACAUGGGGACCCUAGAUAAGCAGGAGGGUGUGCCUAGGCUUUAUCGACCUCUGGAAGUUACCGUUACCGUUCCCUCUCGUGGAAAUGAGUCUAUUGUCUGCCGAACGUACAAGAUGCUUAAUGCCACUCCUGGACUUCCAUCGCCGUACUACCUAGACAUUAUUUUACGUGGUGCCGUUCAAUCGGGUUUACCGCAGGAGUACAUUGCUGAACUGCGAAAGCAUUCAUGCAACGACUACCUGGGCAAAUGCAGCGUCUACGGGGAGUGCUUAUCUCUUAUGCCGGACGAUGAAAUGCGCAAGUUCGAAGUCGAUAAACUAAGGAUCUUUUUUGAAUCGAGGGAGCCUUCAUUUUAA
Molecule: messenger RNA, 594 nt
Organism: Mesocestoides corti
Lineage: Eukaryota; Metazoa; Platyhelminthes; Cestoda; Cyclophyllidea; Mesocestoididae
Source: the annotation of a GenBank genome assembly